Messenger RNA from Fusarium musae, 660 nucleotides. RefSeq lists its product as uncharacterized. Gene Ontology annotation, molecular function: oxidoreductase activity, acting on the CH-OH group of donors, NAD or NADP as acceptor. NCBI's taxonomy places the organism in Eukaryota, Fungi, Ascomycota, Sordariomycetes, Hypocreales, Nectriaceae. The record is from RefSeq and is a predicted model, not a curated record. The transcript has 2 exons. The coding region runs from base 1 to 660 and encodes 219 amino acids.
AUGAUUAUAAACAUCUUCAGAUUCCUUAUUGGAAUUCUUGGUACUAUUGGCAUUUGCCUCGUCAUCAACAAAAUUCUGAACCGAAUCGUGCUUUACAAAUCAUCCACCACGCAAUCAUGGGACUGGGGCAAGGAAAUCGUGCUCAUCACUGGUGGUAGUGGCGGCAUCGGCUCUGAAAUGGUCGAUAAAUUCUCCCGCAGAAGCGUCAAAGUUGUAUCCUUUGACAUACACCCACCAAAACGUGCACUCUGUACAAAUGCCUAUUUCUACAAAGUGGACGUCACUUCGCCACAUAGCAUACAUGAAGCCAUGGAACAAGUCCGUCGGGACAUUGGAGAUCCAACGGUCCUGAUCAAUAAUGCUGGCAUCGCCUUAGGCAAAGACAUUCUUGCUUGCACUGCAGACCAGAUCAAGCAGAUGGUCCAGGUCAAUCUGCUGGCGCACUUUUGGCUUGUGCAAGAACUGCUCCCAUCCAUGGUCAAGCAGAAGCACGGUCAUGUCGUUACAAUUGCUAGUGUGGCUAGCUUCAUUACUAUCGCAAGCAAUAUCGACUAUAGCUGUACGAAGGCUGCGUUAGUAGCCUUCCAUGAAGGCCUGACGCAAGAUCUGAAGCAUAGAUAUAACGCAAAAGAUGUACUGACAAGGAGCCGAACGACGUAG